Molecule: messenger RNA, 633 nt
Organism: Anopheles nili
Lineage: Eukaryota; Metazoa; Arthropoda; Insecta; Diptera; Culicidae
Gene: B9d1
Product: B9 domain-containing protein 1
Exons: 1
Coding region: 1-633 (210 amino acids)
Biological process (GO): cilium assembly
Cellular component (GO): MKS complex
Source: RefSeq, a predicted model, not a curated record
AUGCUCGAGCUACAGCUAACUUCCGGUGAAAGUGAAAGCUUUUUCCACCUCACCGUCACUGGGCAGCUGGAGUCAGCCUACUUCCCAAUGGGUCCGGACGGGAACGGACUGUUCUGCCGGUACGACAUCGUAGCCGGUCCGGAUUGGGAGCUCGUGUCCGGGUUGCGGUCUGCCGUCACGCAAAGUGCUCGAACCGAGACGGACUACCGGACGGUGGUGUUCAACAUGCCGAUCGAGUUCACGAUGAAAUCCACCAACCCGUACGGUUGGCCGCAGAUCGUCUUCAGCCUGUACGGUGCCAACGUGUGGAACGUGGAAACGAACCGAGGAUACGCACGGGUACACUGUCCGCUCAGUGGUGCCACCGGAAGUGGAGACUCAUCGGCCGAGCGGACCAUCCGUGCGCCACUGUUCAUCCCGAAGUACGCCAACAUGUGCGCAGCGGCAAUGAGCUGGAUAAGCGGCGUGAAUCCGGAAAUGCGUGACCCCAAGAUUCUGGCCGACGGUUCCAAACAUAAGGGCCUCUCGUGCGAGACGUACGGCGAGCUGGUGGUUCGAUUGCAGACCAUUUCACGAGGCAGCAACCAGAUGGCACUCGACUGGGGACAAGGAUCCGCGGACGAACGAUACUAG